GUUUGACCCAAAGAGCAAGCAAUUUUGCGAUCUUCCACUUGGCCUAGUUGAGCGAGUCUUUGGGGAGCUUGAUUUUAAGAGGAGAUCAGUAAUUCGAAAUGUUUCUACUGGAAUCCGCCAAAUUGUCGACAACUCUUUUAAGAAAACGACUAAAAUGAACUUGAGUGUUAGCGGCGUCUUCACCAAUACCUUUAGUGACGAUGUCGAAGUUGACUAUAACUGGGACAAUAUCAUCGAAUAUUCUUACAAAUCUUCGGAAACGGAGUAUAAGAAAAGAGAGGACGAUGGAGACCAUACGGAAAUAGCUGUUAGAGAGCUCGGAAUUCAGCUCAACAAUCCGAAUCAUCAGCUGGAGUACCUGGAAUUCUGGAUAAAACCUUUACGAUAUUUUACCGAAGAAGAAAGGACCGAACGAUGGAAUUGUCUGGAAAAAUUCUUCAAGAAGGUUGAGAACUCGAAGGUUGCUAAAAUCUCGUUCGUUGGAUUCAGGGGAUAUAAAAUUGCAACGAUUUUGCAAUCUUUCUCACCAGGAACCCUGACACGACUUUAUGUCAAUGUUGCUGAUUCGGAUAUCUCUCAAAUCAUCGACGCGGAGCAUUGGAUUUAUCUAAAAAAGAUCAGAGUGCUUUCGCCUUCUCCGGUUUCCAUUCCGAUUGAUGCUAUUCUUCACAUGACACACUUCGACGUUUCUGUGAUCCACCUUUCCACUGAUGAUGUCGCAAAGAUCAAAAAUGUGAGUGAACAAUAAAAAGUUGAAAAAACAUUAUUUUAAAAUAAUUACUGGUCGUUCUCGAAUCCGCAAGUUUCACAAUGGGGAUGAUCCGUACCAACAUCACGGACCCAAUGGAAACUGCAAAAAUCUUCGGAACGCACAUUCAUCGUGAUGAUGUGGAUGUUUUGGGUGACAUGGAUAUUAACAAGGACGAUGGUCCAGAAGUUCAUUUGGAUGACGAUUGGCAUGAGGAGGAGCUCGUGGGGGCUGUGGGGGCGGAGGAGGAGGAGGACGAGGAGGACGAGGAAGAGGAGGACGAGGACGAGGAAGAGGGGAUGGCUGAUGUCCCGGAAGUCAAUGAGGCCGUGCACAGAGUCAACAUUAAACUCGGCGACGCUGACAUCACCGUUGUGGUGUCUCCGACAUACUUGAAGAUUGCAAAGAAUACUCGUGAAAAUUGAAC
Molecule: messenger RNA, 1175 nt
Organism: Caenorhabditis elegans
Lineage: Eukaryota; Metazoa; Nematoda; Chromadorea; Rhabditida; Rhabditidae
Source: the annotation of a RefSeq genome assembly